Vitrella brassicaformis is the source of this 2073-nucleotide messenger RNA. Lineage: Eukaryota; Vitrellaceae. The record is from the annotation of a GenBank genome assembly.
AUGACUUCACUGCAUACCCAGAGCUGUAUUGUACCCCAAUCCGACGGCAGGCUCACCAGCAACAAGUGUCGCACGCUGCCACCAAAGCUGAAUCCAGCUCCGUAAGCAGGACGCCAGUGCACAGCCAGACGUGACCACUGAAUGUGGGUGUGGUGUGUGUCAUGUGAUUAGCAUCGUGGGCAGCACCAUGUGUUGGCGGUGUGAGCACCUGGGUAUGAUAGAGAGUCUCAUACGGCCAACUCCCAACACACGCAGGCACCACCUCUAUCUGUGCGGUUGCAGUCGAUGAAGACGAUGAAGACGAUGAAGACGAUGGACGACACGCUUAGAAGAGCACCGGUGAGACCGAGCUCGAGAAGCUCGAGAAGGGAUUAGACGUGACCGCCAGCUGGCUGAAGGUGAGCCUCGCUCAAUCGCAUGCCAAAUUUGCUGCGUACAGGCAGAGAGGGGGCACAGGUAGCUGGGCAGAUGGGCAGUUAGCUGCCUGGGAGCGCUGCGUGUGUGUGGCGGCACUGCACACAUGGUUGGCCUCAAUUGGUGCUGGUUCUGUGGGUGUGGUGUUGCAGAGCUGGCCCGUUACGACCGCGGGCAGCUGCUGGGGCUGUGGAAGGAGAAGGAGCACCUGCAGGGUAGGCCCCAACACCAGCAUACCUCCCUGUCAGUCGCUGUCACUUCUUUAUUACGACUGGGUGUGUGUGAUCCGCGGCGUGCAGAACUUGUGAAUAGGUGGCGGGGGAGGCAGCAGGCCGACGCAGAGAGGCUGAAUAAGGCGCUCAAUACUAUCGAGAAGGCCAAACAGAACCAGGUGCGUGCACAGAUGUGGGUCGUUGGCAUGUCGGCUGGCAGAUGUCCUUUCUGCCUGCGUGCCCGUGUGUGUGAUGUUGUGAGUACAGGAAAUACUCGUCGCCGCUGCCGCCAAACUGGAGGUCAGAGGCUCAGUCCUCCUCUCCCCCUACUCACAGACACACACACACACUCGCUGAAGGCCAUGAUAGCCAAGCUGUAGCAGGUACACAUAGGCGUACUGUACUCCACAGACAGAUCGAACCACACAGAGAGGACCAUUCAUGCGCACACACCCAACACACAUAUGCUUUGUUCGUUCGUUUGUGUUGCCCAUAUCAGCAACUAGAGGCGGCGACCACCACAGCCCACCAGCCGUCCACGGCGUCGGGGAGCCCGGCCUCAGCGUCGGCCUCCCAUUCGCUAAGCCCUCACCUCCCCCCUCGGCCGCUCAACGCAGCGUGCGAGACGCCGCCCUCCAGGCGCAGGGGAAGAAGAUCGGGCUGGUGCGGGGGCCGCGAGGCCCCCAGCAUCAGCAGACACAGACAGGAGAGAGGAGGUAUGGAUGUCGGGAGGAUGCUGCUUCUUUCACCGAUGUCUCUGUCUCUGCUGCCAUGUCUCUGUGUGUGUUUUGUGUCUUCAGCCGCAGUGUAUCGCUGCCUUCAUUUUAUAUCCGUGGACAUUUUCAUUUCACUUCAGCGGCGUUGGAUUCCCAACCGCAACAGAUGCGACAGGUUCGAAAAGAAGACAAGUCGAUGAACUAUACAAUCCCUGCCUCUCUUUCUCUUUGCUGUAUCUCCGUCCGUCUGCUUGCCUUUAUGUCUCUCCUGCUACUCAGGCGAUAUCGGCACUGAUGUCUCCCCUUUGUGCUCCGCAGCAGCAGCACCAUCAACAGCAUCGUCAUCAGCAGGCCUUCGUCAUGAUGUGGCUGCCCCUCCCCAUGUGCCCACCAUGAGGCCACUCGAGCGGACCCCCGCUCAUAGGCGUCAGAAGGCGCCCGCACCAAGGCCGCCACGCACCCCUCGCAACACGUGGCCAUGGCAGACGCGAGUCAACCCCUACACCUGCCCGCCCUGCCUCCGGGCUCAGAGGGACGAGGGCGAGGAGAGCGGUGAGGAGGGAGGACAGCAGGAGAGGGCACGGGAGAAGAAGGGCUGUGCUCGCGACUUCCAGGCGCCAGGGAGCCCAUCGACGGCGGCCGGCCUUAUCCCGUCCGACGGCGGCUCGCCACCUUUGCUUGUGGCCCUCCCUGACUCGCCACAGCCACCCGCCGCCCAGCCCAGCCACUAA